AUGGCCUCCCUCGUCCACUGCAUCCUCGCCACCCUCGCCCUCCUUCUUACCACCGCCCUCGCCGCCGACAAGACUCUCAACAUCCACGCCUGGCCCCUCGACGCUCCCGCCCCGCAGCACCUUGCCCAGAUCUCUUACAAUGCCGCCAAUGCCAGUGCUGCCGUCGUGUCCUGGAAAGCCCCGAGCAUCUCCAUCACCGACAACGCCCUCCUCCGCAUUGGCCUGCAGAAGCCCGAUUGGACUGGCAUUCUGACGUCGGCUGCCGCGCUUAGUCCCGAGUAUAAGAAGACACUCGUCCUGCAUGCCGAUGCCCAGGGUGCCAUCUACGGCAUCGGGUUCGGCGCCGAGCCUCGCGCCACCUCGGAAGCGGAGAAGAAGAACGGUGCCGUCGAGGAUGAGGAUGUCGUUGAAGUGAAGGUCGAGAAAGUCCAGGCAGGCCCCGCGCCGUUCUUGAACAAGCCCGUGGUGUUGGACGAGAAGGGAAAACUUGCUGGGCAGGAAGAGCCGGAGAAGACGUUUUUGCAGAAGUACUGGUGGGCCAUCGCGUUGUUUGUAGUGCUCCAGCUAUUCGCUGGUGGAAAAGAAUAA
This is a messenger RNA of Lasiodiplodia theobromae, 588 nucleotides long. Its product is annotated as Cyclin-dependent protein kinase regulator pho80. The record is from RefSeq and is a predicted model, not a curated record. The coding region runs from base 1 to 588 and encodes 195 amino acids. The transcript is spliced from 2 exons. NCBI's taxonomy places the organism in Eukaryota, Fungi, Ascomycota, Dothideomycetes, Botryosphaeriales, Botryosphaeriaceae.